AUGAGAUCCACGUUUCGGUUGCUGGCCAACGUCAAGUCGGCCCGGUACUUGGAGCCCUUUGCUCCUACCGGCUUGACCGGCCUUGUCACCCACCCCAGCCCUCGUCCCACCCUAAUUCACCUCUACAGGACCACCUUGGAGAACUUGAAGAGCUUCCCAGAGUCCUCCGUCUACCGGCAAUCCACCGAAGCCUUGACACGCCGCCGCCUGCAGAUCGUCGAGUCCGUUAAGCCCCCAGGUUAUGAUGCUUGGCUAGAGCGCGUGAAAAAGGCUGUCAGUGCCGAACCCGAGCGCUUCGCUUCUCUCCGCCUCGCCGAUGGAACUUAUGCUGGAUUUAUGCGCGAUGACGGAACCGACAAUCCCCGGGGUGAGGAGUGGGAUGGUGAAGCCCUGGAGCCAACUACCGAGGGACCUGCUCGUACAGCGGAAGAAGAAGCACGGUGGCACAAAGCUAUUGAGGAGGCGACUGCCACACAGGCGAAAGAUUCAGACUUUGCUACCGAACAAAUGAAAUGGGAGAAUGAGCCAGCCCUUGAGGCAGAACAGGUUGCCGAGAUUGAGAAGCAGAUCGGUGCUGGUCUGAUCGAGGAGGUCAUCCAGGUCGCUGAAAAUGAACUGAAGCUUGUUGACGAAAUGUACAAGUCUAAAGUGUKGGAGGAACUGGAAGAGAAGCCUCGCCCGGGUCAGUGGGUCUAUUUCGAUCGUGUUCCCCCUUCUUCGCCUUAA
Messenger RNA from Aspergillus pseudoviridinutans, 726 nucleotides. RefSeq names its product complex I NDUFA5 subunit family protein. The record is from RefSeq and is a predicted model, not a curated record. The transcript has 3 exons. Lineage: Eukaryota; Fungi; Ascomycota; Eurotiomycetes; Eurotiales; Aspergillaceae. Gene Ontology annotation, biological process: respiratory electron transport chain. Bases 1 to 726 code for a protein of 241 amino acids.